Messenger RNA from Guillardia theta CCMP2712, 984 nucleotides. RefSeq lists its product as hypothetical. Gene Ontology annotation, molecular function: sulfurtransferase activity. The transcript has a single exon. Gene Ontology annotation, biological process: tRNA wobble position uridine thiolation. The record is from RefSeq and is a predicted model, not a curated record. The annotation marks the transcript as partial. Lineage: Eukaryota; Cryptophyceae; Pyrenomonadales; Geminigeraceae.
CGGCACAAGACGAUCGCUGUUGCCUUGUCGGGAGGUGUGGACUCUUCUGUGGCAGCUCUGCUGCUCAAGCGGCAGGGUCAUAAAAUCUUUGGCAUCUACAUGAAAAACUGGGAGGAGGAGGAGGAGAAAGGAGAGAACAAGCAGGUGAAGCACUGCAGCUCUGCGCAGGAUCUUCUUGAUGUGAAAUCAACUUGCAAGCAGCUGGACAUGGAGCUGAAACAAGUGAACUUUGUGAAAGAAUAUUGGACUGAUGUCUUUGAGCCCAUGCUUGAUGGCUAUCUCAGUGACCUCACGCCAAACCCUGAUGUAGCUUGCAAUAGGCAGAUCAAAUUUAAGCUGCUCCUACAGCACGCGUUCAAGCUUGGUGCCGACUAUUUAGCAACCGGCCACUAUGCGAGACUGGACCAUGCUUGUGACGGGACAAAACUUUUGAGAGCAAGAGAUUACAACAAAGAUCAGUCUUACUUCUUGUCAAAUGUGGAUGGGAAAUGCUUUGACCGUGUGCUGUUCCCACUGGGAGAUCUUCUUAAGAGUGAAGUCCGCAACAUUGCCAUAGAGGCACACUUGCCGUCUGCAAGGAAAAGGGAGAGCAUGGGACUUUGCUUCGUCGGAAAGCGGAACUUUGAAGAUUUCAUAUCCAACUACAUACCAGACGACGACCCUGACGUUCGGAGCAAGAUGGGAAAUUUCGUGGAUCUUGAGACCGGGCAGGUCUACGGGGCACACAAAGGAACGCAUUUCUACACCAUCGGCAAAGGAGCGCGAAUCAGCGGCGCCCCGACCAAGCUGUACGUGUGUGAGAAACGAGGGUCGGACAUCAUGGUAGUGCCGGGGACGAACCAUGAUGCGCUGCUUUCCUUGUCUUGCCUUGUCGGACCUCCUCAUUGGAUCUCGGGCAAGCUGCCUGAAGAGCUUGCUGCUGGUGGAGAAUUUCGCUGUCAAUGUCGAUUGAGAAACCUCGGGGACAUUGUCCCGUGCAGUUUG